Rubroshorea leprosula is the source of this 1507-nucleotide messenger RNA. The record is from the annotation of a GenBank genome assembly. Lineage: Eukaryota; Viridiplantae; Streptophyta; Magnoliopsida; Malvales; Dipterocarpaceae.
CUGCCUCAAAGCUUCGCAAUCCAUGGCCUCUUCAACCCCACAAAUUUCUCCAUGUGAAACCCAGAAUUCCUUCACCAAUGCCGCCAAGUCAUUCAAUUUCGAAGAGAAACACGCAAACAGAGGCCUCUCAGUCUACUCGCCACUGUCCGGCGAGAUUCAUGUCAUCGUAGGUCCCAUGUUUGCCGGGAAAACGACAACGCUGCUUCAUAGAAUCCAAUCCGAGAGCAUAACUGGCAGAGUAUUCCUUAAAGGCCUUGUCUGUUUUCUUCUCGGUGUUCCCAUAGUUACCACUGGAUCAUUACACAUUAGUCACGGUGACAUAUUCCCCUGCUUUCAGGUUGAGCUCCGUAAAAAUUCUCUGCAAUUGGAUAAAACUAUAAGGGGUCUUUGUUUAAGGGGAAGACCGAGUGAAGCUGUGCGACUGUUGUGGUGUCCAAGAGUGAUAAUGAAUGAAAACACAUUUGCUCUUCGCUUGCAAGAAUGCAUAUUCAGGAAAGAGUAUAGGAAGGGGAGGAGAAUUCAUGCACAAAUGAGAACUGCCUCUAUUCUGUUUGAUAAGUUAUUUAAGAAAAACUUGAUUUCCUGGAAUGCAAUGAUUUCAGGGUUUGUGCAGAAAGGGUGUGUUACAGAAAAUGUUGUAGUCAAUAGUGCCCUGAUGGAUAUGUACUUCAAAUGUAGCGGUCUGGAUGAUGGGCGUAAGGUAUUUGAUAAAUCAUUGGAUAGAAAUGUUGUUACUUGGACUGCUUUAAUAUCUGGGUAUGGCCAGCAUGGAAGAGUUAAUGAGGUUUUGGAAUCAUUUGAAAGAAUGAAAUAUGAAGGGUUUAGACCAAACUAUGUUACAUUUCUUGCAGUUGUCUCUGCUUGUAGUCAUGGAGGCUUGGUUGAUGAAGGUUGGCAUUAUUUCUUAUCCAUGACAAGAGAUUAUGGAAUCCAGCCACGAGGGCAGCACUAUGCAGCUUUGGUUGAUUUAUUUGGUCGUGCUGGGAAGCUGCAUGAAGCUUAUGAUUUUAUUCUUAACUCUUCUUGUAAGGAGCACUCAGUAACAUGGCGGCAACUGCUUGGAGCCUGUAGGAUUCAUGGAGAUAUGGAAGUUUGCUGCAAAUAAAUACUUUGAAUUGGACCCAGAAGAUGCUGGAAAGUAUGUGGUAUUAUCUAAUGCUUAUGCCACUUUUGGUUACUGGGAUAAUGUUGUAGAGGUAAGGGAGAUGAUGAAGAGUUCAGGGAUCAUAAAGGAGCCUGGUUAUAGUAGGAUGGAGGUUCAAGGGGAGGUCCAGUUCUUUUUAAGGGAUGAUAGAUCUCAUAAAUUAUCCACUGAAAUUUGUAAGUUAAUCAAAGUAAUGACUUCCUGUUUAAAGGAUGCUGGCUAUGUUCCUGAUUUAAGCAGCGCAUAGUUCUAUAUAAUUUUAUUUUUUUGGUGCAUAUUGCAACAAGGCAGAGCUGCUAGGAGGUUCCAAAAAUUACAUGUUUUUGCUGCACUGUUGUGUUAAGAUGUGUGAAAUCUUUGGAC